Messenger RNA from Oryzias latipes (Japanese medaka), 1643 nucleotides. RefSeq names its product junctional adhesion molecule 2b (gene jam2b). Gene Ontology annotation, cellular component: cell surface; plasma membrane; protein complex involved in cell adhesion. The record is from RefSeq and is a predicted model, not a curated record. NCBI's taxonomy places the organism in Eukaryota, Metazoa, Chordata, Actinopteri, Beloniformes, Adrianichthyidae. Gene Ontology annotation, biological process: leukocyte cell-cell adhesion.
UGUUGUCAGCUUCAUUGAAAAGUUUACACAUGAACUGGGAUUUUUUGUAAUGGUGCAGAGAAAGAAGAGGUUAAAAUGAACCUUACAUGCAUGCAAGGAUCGAUAAAAACUCUCCUUUGUUUUAGUUUAAGCUGCAAAAGCUACAGUAGUACAGAAACAUUUGGUGCAAACCCCUGUCAGGCUCAAGUUUCCCUUGUGGGCUCUGCCUGCUGAGUGGACGCUUGUCUCCCUCCGCCCCGUCAGUUGUCAGGGAUGCAUGAGCGUGUGUGCUGCACGUGAAACUUGAGGAAAAGUAGCAGACCUUGAAGUUCAUCAAGUUGCAGCCACACUUUGUGCACACUCUCAGCUCCAUACAAUCCUGAGCACCAUGAAGAUGCUGGCUCUGCUUCUGUUCAGCACCGUCUUACAAGGUCCCUUCAGUGAGUCAGUGACGGUGAGCAGCAGUAAACCUCAAGUGGAGGUCCAUGAGCAUACAGAUGCUGUGCUGCUCUGUGAGUUCAGGACAGAAAAAGACCACAACCCCCGAAUUGAGUGGAAGAAAAAAGGGAAGGGGGUGACUUUUGUUUACUUUAACAACAAGUUCACUGGAUCUUAUGCAGGGCGGGCCCAGAUAGAGGGAGCGACUCUAACCAUCCACUCCGUCACCUUGAAGGACUCAGGAGAAUAUCGCUGUGAGGUGACGGCCAGCGAGGACCACGUCAGUCUGGGGGAGGCGACAGUAACUCUCAGUGUGCUCGUGCCUCCACAUGUUCCGUCCUGCGAUGUGCCGAGUUCUGUAUUCAUCGGCGCAGACCUGGAGCUUCUCUGUAAAGAUAAGCUCAGCGUCCCACCAGCCACCUACAGCUGGUACAAAGACAACAAACCUUUGAAAGCUACAGGAGAUACACCCUACAGCAUCGACACAAAGAAAGGGACUCUGAAGCUUCAAAGUGUGUCUAAAGCAGAUUCAGGGAUGUACCGCUGUGAGUCCUCCAACAGUGUGGGGGCACCCAAGAGCUGUGUAGCCCAACAGCUGAAGGUUCUUGACUAUCCUUUAAACAUGACGAUUUUAGUAGCUGGAGCAUCAGGGUUUGUGGCUCUGGUCCUUAUCUGCUGCAUUUGCAUUUGUAUCUGCCGUCGCAAAGGUUGCUGCAAGAAGAGUAAAAAGGCAAAAAGCAACAAGCCCUUCAAUCCCCCUCCACCUCCUCCUCCGCCUUUCCGGAAUUUCAGGAACUACAAACAGACUCAGUCCUUCAUGAUCUGAGUGUGAAAGACGACGGGUUCCAGUGCAGCUUUGACUCGGCGAGUUUUCUGUGCCAAUCCUUUGCGGAUGAAGUCAUUUCUGAAAUGGCUUCUGAGGCUGUAAAUGUUUUCUUUCAGCACUUCAGCUCUUGGCUGCCACUUUGACAUCAGCAUUUGUUACUUUCUACAGGGUUUUUGGACAAAUUGUAAAUACUGAAUGUUAGCUUUAGGAAAUCUUUAUACAUCUAAUGUGAAGUUGUUUUUGUUUGUUUGUUUUAAUAUUAUUUAGUUUUAUAAACCUUUUUUUGUGUUUUAUGUGUAUUGAACAGGUGUCUGCACGCACUGAAAGGCUUUAUAGGAUCCAUAAAAAUGUUCACUUUUUUCUUGAUUGUAUCUCUUUAUCAAUAAAACUGAAAUACAAA